Messenger RNA from Antrostomus carolinensis (chuck-will's-widow), 536 nucleotides. RefSeq names its product synthesis of cytochrome C oxidase 1 (gene SCO1). The annotation marks the transcript as partial. The record is from RefSeq and is a predicted model, not a curated record. Gene Ontology annotation, biological process: mitochondrial respiratory chain complex IV assembly. NCBI's taxonomy places the organism in Eukaryota, Metazoa, Chordata, Aves, Caprimulgiformes, Caprimulgidae. The transcript has 4 exons.
AACUGGAGAAGGAACGAAACCGAGGCAUUGGGAAACCGCUGCUAGGAGGACCCUUCUCACUCAUCAGCCAUGAGGGACAGCCCAAAACCAGCAAGGACUACAUCGGCCAGUGGGUGCUGAUCUACUUUGGCUUCACACACUGCCCUGACAUCUGUCCUGAUGAACUGGAGAAAAUGAUUGAAGUGGUAGAUGAAAUUGACAGAAUUCCAUCUUUGCCUAAUGUGACUCCACUCUUCAUCACCAUUGAUCCUGAGAGGGACAAUGAAGAAGCCAUUGCCAGAUAUGUUAAAGAAUUUUCUCCGAAGCUGAUCGGAUUGACUGGUACUAAGGCACAGAUUGACCAAGUGGCCAAAGCUUACCGUGUGUAUUACAGCGAAGGUCCCAAAGAUGAGGACAACGAUUACAUAGUGGAUCACACAAUAAUAAUGUACCUGCUCGGGCCAGAUGGUGACUUCGUGGACUAUUAUGGCCAGAAUAAGAGGAGCACUGAGAUUUCUGCUUCUAUUGCUGCACACAUGAGAAAAUACAGAUCCUAA